Messenger RNA from Hippocampus comes (tiger tail seahorse), 784 nucleotides. NCBI's taxonomy places the organism in Eukaryota, Metazoa, Chordata, Actinopteri, Syngnathiformes, Syngnathidae. The record is from the annotation of a RefSeq genome assembly.
AUGGCCCAUCAAGCACAUGCGUACCACAUAGUAGAUCCGAGCCCCUGACCCCUAACAGGUGCAAUCGCAGCCCUUUUAAUAACUUCAGGGUUAGCUAUUUGAUUCCACUCUAAUUCGACUGUUUUGAUAACAAUUGGAUUAAUUUUACUGCUUUUAACAAUAAUUCAAUGAUGACGGGAUAUUAUCCGAGAAGGAACAUUCCAAGGACAUCACACCCCACCAGUUCAAAAGGGGUUACGUUAUGGUAUAAUCCUGUUCAUCACCUCAGAAGUUUUCUUCUUCCUAGGAUUCUUCUGAGCUUUUUACCACUCUAGCCUAGCUCCAACCCCAGAAUUAGGAGGUUGCUGACCCCCCUCUGGAGUAAUUACACUUGAUCCUUUCGAAGUACCCCUUCUUAACACAGCAGUCCUACUCGCCUCUGGUGUUACAGUAACCUGAGCUCAUCAUAGUAUUAUAGAAGGGGAGCGAAAACAAGCUAUCCACUCACUUACCUUAACUAUUCUUCUAGGGUUUUAUUUCACAUUCCUUCAAGCAAUGGAAUAUUAUGAAGCCCCCUUCACUAUUGCUGAUGGUGUUUACGGAUCAACCUUUUUUGUAGCAACAGGAUUCCAUGGAUUACAUGUUAUCAUUGGAUCAACAUUCCUAGCAGUUUGCCUAAUUCGACAAAUUCAAUACCAUUUUACAUCAGAACAUCACUUUGGAUUUGAAGCCGCCGCAUGAUACUGACAUUUUGUCGAUGUUGUAUGACUAUUCCUUUAUGUCUCAAUUUAUUGAUGAGGAUCUU